Messenger RNA from Clavispora lusitaniae ATCC 42720, 1554 nucleotides. Its product is annotated as polyamine oxidase. NCBI's taxonomy places the organism in Eukaryota, Fungi, Ascomycota, Pichiomycetes, Serinales, Metschnikowiaceae. The record is from RefSeq and is a predicted model, not a curated record. Gene Ontology annotation, biological process: negative regulation of transcription by RNA polymerase II; positive regulation of transcription by RNA polymerase II. Gene Ontology annotation, molecular function: flavin adenine dinucleotide binding; chromatin binding; transcription factor binding.
AUGCAUUUGCAUUCGUUAAUGCGGGUGUCCUGUCGCGUUUUCAGGCCCGCACCGCACCCAGUUGCCGCAUUGGGCCGCGCAACGGCUAUAUAUUCAUAUCUGCUCCAUCUCCACAUCUUUCUUUCGUACAUUCCCUUUCAUUUUCGUUCAUUAUUCCUUUCUAUCAUGACGUACUCGGUGAUCAUUAUCGGCGCCGGAAUGGCCGGAAUCAAAACGGCCGUCGACCUUUACCAGGCGGGCGAACUCAACACGGUUGUUCUCGAGGCAAGAGACCGGUUGGGCGGGCGGCUUCUUCUGCGCAAGUCCACGCUCAACCCAAACGUCAGCUACGACUUUGGCGCGUCCUGGUUCCACGACGCGUUGGACAACCCGCUCUUGGAAAAGGCCAAGAGGUUGCGCAACAUCGACUACUUUUGGGACGACGGCAAGGCGCUCUACGUGGGCCAGCACUGCCGCCUGGUGGACACGGCCGUGUUCGACAAGGUGUUGGCCGAGUUCGCCACCUACUGCCGCCUCGUGUACGAGCGCGACGCCCGCAAGAGCGACAUGAGCAUCGCCGACUUGUUUGAAGAGUAUGUGGCCAGACACGGCCUGAACUGCACGCCCGACCAGAUCAAGUACGCCCGCCAGGCUCUCCGCAUGUGGACGGAGUUGUGGGACGGCUUGCUGUGGACAGACCUGUCGGCGAAGUUCGCCAGCAUAGCCGACGGCCACUUGGGCCGCAAUGCGUUUGUCAAGAACGGCUUCUACUCGGUCUACCAGAACGAGUUGGACGAGUUGCCGCGCUGGUACCAGGAGAAGAACAUCCGCCUCGGCACGCAGGUGGCGGCCAUCGACUACUCCGACCCGAGCCGUGUGACUGUCACCACCAGCGCCGGCGAAAAACUCUCUGCCGAUUACGUGGUGGUGACGGUGCCGUUGUCGCUCUUGAGUCUUUCAGAUCCGGUCGACGAGUGCUACGUCUCGUGGAACCCGCCGUUGCCCCGCAAGUUCACCGACUUGUGGCCCUCCUGCCAGUUCUCCUCCUUGGGCAAGGUAGUGCUUGAGUUUGACCAGUGCUUCUGGCCCGAAGACACCCACCGCUUCUACGUUUUCGGCUCCGACGACAGACCCACGGGCGCACCCAAGCCGUGGCUGUACCCGUCCAUUUUCGUCAACUACUACGCCAUGUCUGGAACACCGACGUUGGUUGCGUUGACGCAAGACCCGCUUUCCUCCGACAUCGAGAACAUGUCCGAAGACCAGAUCUGGGCCUUGUUCGAGCCGGCUGUGCGCCAGAUCGCCACAAAGCCCGUGGUCAAGCCGUUCCAGAUCCUCCACACCCCGUGGAACAAGGAUAAGUUUGCCCGUGGCUCGUACAUCGGAUGCAGAGUGAACGCAGACUUAUCGCACGUGUGCAACACCUUGGCCGGAGGCUUGACUGACCGUGUCCGGUUUGCUGGAGCAGAAACAAUGGACGACUCGUCCAAUGGGUGUGCCCACGGUGCUUGGUUUUCGGGGGCCAGAGAGGCACAACAUAUCUUGAGACACAUGAAGAAACGGUCCAAGUUGUGA